GUGAUUUUGCAAUAGUGUAUCAACUUUUUUGUGUGAAAUCCUAUAACUAUUUUCUUGAUGGUUUUAAUUUUACCUGCUUUUCCUAAAAACGUGACAGUGAUUGCUAAUCAUAAUUGCUCACGGAUCGUGGAAUGUUAAACAAGGUGAUCAUAUUGAGAGGAGCAAGGUCGUGGGCGACAGAGACGGUGUGAUGAGCGGAUACUUUGGCAGAAGCACCCUGUCCCCAUUGCUGCACGACCCUAAAUACCCACCAGCCAUGCGAGAAAAAGACUCUAGCCCAAGAAAAAUGCCCGGGCACAUUAGUCCAAAACAAGCGAGCAUAUAUCCAUUGAGCGUUCGAAUUUCGGACGUUGAAGAGUUGCCAUACGACUUGAGCCAUGGCCAAAGUCGAGCAAGUCCCACUCUUAAUCAACAACCUCAUAUGAGUCCGGCAGCAAGGCCUCCAUUACCCCAUCAACAUGAACUCGAUUCCGAGCCAUUGGAUCUUCGUGUUGAUCAUAAAAAGGAGAGAAUAAGAGACGAAAACCAAAAUGAAGUUGAAGUGAUGAACCAAAAUAGCCUCGGCCUACCAUAUCAUACUGUUCUUUUUCCCCAACAUCAUGCAGUUCAUCCCUUGGUCCUUGAGGCCAUGUACAGAUCUCAUCAUCAUACCACUCCUGAUUUGCCCAAAAUUCAAGUUCGUGCCCUACCAACAAUGGUCCCCCUACCGCCAAAUCGAUUCUCCUCAGUCACUUCCGGUACAUCUCAAGCACCCGCCAGAGCACCAAGUCCACCUCCGGCUCCACAGCAAAAUACAACAACAACAACAAAUCAACAGCCACCACAGCAAAGUUCUACCCUUCCUCCUUAUACCAUGGCCGUUACAACGGGUCUCAAACCAAAAGAUCGAUAUUCCUGUAAAUUUUGCGGCAAAGUUUUUCCAAGAUCCGCCAAUCUCACUAGACAUCUCAGAACUCACACUGGCGAACAGCCGUACAAAUGUAAAUAUUGCGAGCGUUCCUUCAGCAUUUCAAGUAAUUUGCAACGUCACGUGAGAAAUAUUCACAACAAGGAGAAACCCUUCAAGUGUCCCCUGUGCGAGAGGUGCUUUGGCCAACAAACAAAUCUUGAUCGUCAUCUCAAGAAACACGACGCCGAUGGACCAACGAUACUUGAUGAGGUUAGAUCAAGGUAUCAUGGACAAUUACCAAGAACUGAUGACUCGUAUUUUGAAGAAAUAAGAAGUUUCAUGGGUAAAAUCACAUCCCAACGACAAGGGAUACCCUAUUUUCCAAGUCUCCUAGGACCCACCGGUGAAGAUUUUCGUAAUGAUAAACAAUUACAAAUGGAAGAGAAGAGAGGCGAUUCCUCCUAUUUUAGUGAUAGGGACAAUUUGAGUUCAAGGUCGAGCAGCAGCGCUAGUAGACCCGAGAGUGUUCACGAGGAGCAAAGGGAAACUACGUCACCACCUUUAUCACCUGGGAACAAUACUUGAUCAUCACACAAAACGGAAUGAAGCUUAAAGAAAUCUGUAUUCGGUUAAACAAUUGAAUUCUGUUAUUAAUUUGACAAGAUUCAAUGCUGUAUACAUUAUAGGCAAAUUAAUUGCCCUUGUGAAAUUUGCCACUUUAAGUAAAUUAGUUUCGAUGAAAUGGAAUUCAUCAUGAAAAUAAGUUGAUAAAUUAAAGCAAUGGGUGAUAAUGAAAAUUAUGUAAAUCAAUUAAAGAUUAAGGAAAUUAAUGUACAAUUGGAUAUACAAAGAGUAAAUUAAUGGAUAUAGUGAAAAUCAUCAUGUGUAUAAUGGAGUAAAGAAAUGGAUGAGCAAUUAAUUGGUGAUAUAUAAAAUUGGGUAAUAAAAAAUUGAAAACUGCUAAUAAUGAACUGAUAAUUGCUGUAAAUUAAUUUAAUAAAGAAAUUUCGUGUACAUUAGAGAUAGAAGAUCAUAAAAUGCAUCAUCAAUUAGAAAAUAAUAGAGAUCUUUAGAAAAAUGGAUGAUACAGAAAAGAAUACAGAUCUUUAGAAAAAUGGAUGAUACAGAAAAGAAUACAGAUCUGGAUGUGCAAUUUUUGGAUGAUUAAUGAAUUCUAAAGAAUCAUCAAUUAAUGCAUAGUAAAAAUCAGCAAUUAAUGGAAACAGAUUUUGAAUCAAUGGAAAGUAAAAAUUUGAAAAUUAAAUCGAAAAAUUGAUGUGAAUCAUUAACUAUAUCAAAUCAAUAAUAAAUGAACAGCAAUCAGCAAAAUUGAUAAGAUCCGAUUAAAAACAGAUUACAAAAUUGAUGUAAAAUUACUUUACAUCAAUAUGGCUAUAUAAGAAAAAAACAAAAAUCCAUUUCUUUCAAAUGAUGUAUCAAAGAAAAAAAUGAAAAAAAUCAGUAUGUAAAGCAAUUAAUCGAACGAUAAAGAAAUUGAUAUCAUUUAAUGAACAAGAAAUUUGUGUAAAAGUAAUAUAUAAAUGAUAUAUUGAUAAGAAGAAUAUUUGAUGCAACGGAUAAUAUUGGUUGUAAUGCAAUUAAUUGAUGAUAUAAAGCAACAACGAUGAAGAUGUUAAAAUAAGUGAAGAAAAUAUAAUUUUUUUUUUCUUUUUUUUUGGAGUGUGGAGAAGGGAUUCCAAGACUAAUCUGAGGUGCUCCAAGGCCGGAAGUUUGGUGAAAGGUGGUGCCAGAGAUACCUUUUGAAGGCUGUACCUGUUUUUAGAGAUGAAGAAAAGAGGAAGUGCGAUAAAUAUAUAGCAGUUUCUGCCAACUCUGAAAGCGAAUUAUUGUAGACAUAUUCGUUGACCGAUUAGAUUAGGUAGAUGAUAAUCCUUUUCUUUUAAUAUUAUAUUUGAGCCGAGAGUGAUGAUAAAAUCAAGCAGGAAGCUCCUCGUCUGAUUCACUCACAAUCAGAAAAAUAUUUUCCUUUUUUUUUUUUUAUUAAACAAAAUUUCUUGAGAUGAUUAAAAUAAUCAUUUUUGGUCACACACUCAAUACUUUUAGUUAACAAUAUAUUUUUAUUUCUUGAACUGAGAAUAUUUUUUCUAUUUCUAUUUAAAGUAAAAAAUAUUUUUAAGAACAAAAUUUUUUUUUUUUUUUGUUAGUUACAAAAAAUAUUUUAUUUGUUA
This is a messenger RNA of Leptopilina boulardi, 3078 nucleotides long. Its product is annotated as transcription factor hamlet-like. The coding region runs from base 191 to 1474 and encodes 427 amino acids. Gene Ontology annotation, molecular function: RNA polymerase II cis-regulatory region sequence-specific DNA binding; DNA-binding transcription activator activity, RNA polymerase II-specific. Gene Ontology annotation, biological process: regulation of transcription by RNA polymerase II. Lineage: Eukaryota; Metazoa; Arthropoda; Insecta; Hymenoptera; Figitidae. The record is from RefSeq and is a predicted model, not a curated record. Gene Ontology annotation, cellular component: nucleus. The transcript has 2 exons.